UUAUCGGCAUUUUCUUCGCUGAUGAAUUGAUAGUACUCCGGUCCGGGACGCUCGCAACUCGCAAGAACAACGUACACGAGUGCCAAGGCCAAGAAAGCAUGGCACCCCCUACCGCCGCCGCCGCCCAUUGCCAAGACCUCCAUGGCCGCGAGCUGCCUCACGUCGCCGUCUUCCCGCUCAUGGCGAAAGGCCACACCAUCCCGCUCCUGGACCUCGCCUGCCUCCUCCGCCGCCGGGGGCUCGCCGCCGUCACGCUCCUCACCACCCCGGGCAACGCGGCGUUCGCCCGCGCCGCGCUGCUGGCCGGCGGCGUAGGCGCCGGUGGUGACGCGGCCGUCGUCGAGCUCCCGUUCCCGGCCGGCCACGCGCCCGCGGGCGGGGAGAGCGCCGAGGGCGUCGCGUCGGCGUCCUCCUUCGCCGCGUUCGCGGAGGCCACGUCGCCGCUGCGCCCGCGGUUCGAGGACGCGCUCGAGGCCAUGCGCCCGCCGGCGGGCCUCCUCGUCGCCGACGGCUUCCUGUACUGGGCGCACGCGUCGGCCGCCGCGCUCGGCGUCCCGAGCGUGUCGUUCCUCGGCACGUCCGCGUUCGCGCACGUCGUCAGGGAUGCGUGCGUGCGAGACAAGCCGGGAGCCUCGGCGCAGGGUCACGACGACGCGUCGACCACCGGUGGUACGUACACGGUGCCUGAGUUCCCCGACCUCCGGUUCUCGCUCGCCGACCUCGUCCCGCCGCCGCCGCCGCCGCUGAUGGAGCUGGACGCCAAGAUGGCGGUGGCCGUCGCUGCGAGCCACGGCGUCAUCAUGAACACCUUCCAUGACCUGGAGGGCCGCUACAUAGAGCAUUGGAACCGGCAGAUUGGACCCAGAGCCUGGCCCAUCGGCCCACAACUAUGCUUGGCCCGUCAAUCUACCUCCGACGCUCAUGCCAGCAGGCCCCCAUGGAUGCUCUGGUUGGACGAGAAGGCAGCUGCUGGAAGGACUGUACUGUACAUCUCGCUUGGGACACUAGCAGUCAUCCCUGAAGUGCAGCUGAAACAAGUGGCUGACGGGCUGGAACGGGCUGGAGUGGACUUCCUAUGGGCUGUGCGGCCCAACAACGCCGACCUCGGCAUGGGGUUCGAGGAGCGUGUGGAAGGGAGGGGAAACGUGGUGAGAGAAUGGGUGGACCAACGAGACAUACUUGGCCACUCAUGUGUUCGCGGGUUUUUAAGCCACUGCGGGUGGAACUCGGUGUUAGAAAGUGUUGCUGCGGGUGUCCCUAUAGUGGCAUGGCCAAUUGAGUUUGAACAACCUGUGAACGCAAAGUUCAUCGUCGAUGAGCUAGGAAUUGGUGUUAGGGUCCAUAGUAGUGAUCGAACAAUUCGGGGUUUGGUAAAGAGUAACGAGAUCACAAGGGUGGUGAGAGAGUUGAUGUUCGGGGAGGAUGGAAUGGCGAUGGCAUCAAAGGCGGCAAAGUUAGCAAGACAAGCUCAAUUAGCGGUGUCCGAAGUCGGAUCAUCGUGGAAAGCAAUCGAGGACAUGAUUAGAGAGCUCUGUGCGACGAGCAAAGCAAGGAAAUCAGUGGAUGGGUUGUCAAAAGGGUCAUCUGUGCUCACGUUAAGACCAAUCGAAGCCCAGCAAGCCUGAGAGAAAGGGCAGUGAAUAAAGAGAUGGGUUAAUGAUUCCUCAACUGUAGAAGGGCAGAGAACACAGUUGUAGUCCGGGAGGAUCAUAUUUUUCCUUUUAUACAGUUCUCUCGUGCUUAAUCUGUCUUUCAUAACUAACCAAAAAAAGACCUUAUGUUUAUUUUGGCAAGCUGAUUUCCAGAGCCAAUUGAAUGCAGCA
Molecule: messenger RNA, 1823 nt
Organism: Panicum virgatum (switchgrass)
Lineage: Eukaryota; Viridiplantae; Streptophyta; Magnoliopsida; Poales; Poaceae
Product: UDP-glycosyltransferase 90A1-like
Exons: 3
Coding region: 99-1625 (508 amino acids)
Molecular function (GO): UDP-glycosyltransferase activity
Source: RefSeq, a predicted model, not a curated record